AGCGCAGUUUGUACUUUGAUACUUAAGGCGCAAUUUCCGGCCAGAAGCGGCUGAUGUAACAUGGUGGAUCUUGUAUUUACAUGUUAAAUCCACGUGUUCGCACAAACAAAACAAACUACACCAACCACUUUAUUCCUUUUAAACGCAUUUUAACGCAUAAAAUAACGACAGGGCUAGCUUAAAAAUAACUAAUAGGCUUAAAUCAGAUGUAAUUUGAUCGCAAAAUAGUUUUAUUUCAUUUUUUUUGCGCGUUUAAACGCGAUAUGAAUUGGCGCGAAUUGUGUCCUAAAUAAGGCACUUAUCGUUAUAAUUUAUUCCCUGGCUUCCUAUUGGUCGAAAGUAAAAACAAGGCUGAGUUCGAUACUACAAGGCAAUAAACGUUAUUGUGAAAUCCACGUGUCUUAAAGGAAGGGGACCGUUGUGUUUUUUCUUCGUUUUACCUCUGUUUUAACUGUACAAAAUUACAAUCGGAGGAUCAGAUUUUUUACACAUAUAUUCAAAAAGAUGUCAAGUUUAAUGGCAAACGAAGAGCGACCGCCGAGCAAUUCUAGCAGCCCCGAAACUGAGAAAGGAUUGUUGAAUGGCGAUAAGCCGAGUGGUGUUAGUUUGAAACGUGAUGUCGGGCUUCUCGGUGGCGUUGCUGUGAUCGUUGGUACUAUGAUUGGUAGUGGUAUCUUUGCUUCACCAAAGGGAGUUCUUGAAGCAUCAGGGUCUGUUGGCAUGGCGCUCAUAGUCUGGGCUAUAUGCGGUGUUCUCGCUGUUUGUGGUGCAAUGGCAUACGCUGAACUAGGAACGAUGAUCCCAAGUUCUGGAGGCGAGUACGUUUACUUGCGUGAAUCUUUUGGUGCUCUGCCGUCCUUCCUCUACGCUUGGACCGCCUGUAUCGUCAUCAAACCUUCUCAAUUGGCGAUCAUAUGUUUGAUUUUUGGCGAAUACAUUGUUACACCUUUCUUUCCUGAUUGUACGACGCGUUCUGAUGUUCAAACUAUUAUAAAACUGUUAGCUGCUUUGGCGAUUGCUAUUAUCACAAUUGUAAACUGUUUGAGUGUCAAAUUGGCUGCACGGGUACAAGUGUUUUUCAUGGCUGCAAAGCUUCUUGCUCUUGCGUUGAUUAUCCUUACUGGUAUUGUCAGACUUUUCCAAGGAUAUACAACAGAAUUAGAUGGCAAACAUUCAUUUUCUGGGACAGCAACUGUUUCAGAAAUUGGAUUAAUUGGACAAGCAUUUUACAAUGGUCUCUGGGCAUAUGAUGGGUGGAAUAACUUAAAUUAUAUUUCAGAAGAAGUACAUGACCCUAACAAAAACAUUCCAAGAGCCAUAGGUAUUGGUAUUCCAUUGGUAACAUUUGUGUACUUGUUGACAAAUAUUGCCUACUUUACUGUGUUGUCGGAGCAAGAUAUAAUUGAAGGUGGAGCAGUGGCAGUGUUGUUUGCAAACAAAAUGUUUGGUGUCAUGGCUUGGAUUAUUCCAGUGUUUGUUGCCUGCUCCACAUUCGGUGCAGCUAAUGGCUCUGCCUUGUCUAGUGGACGUGUAUUCUAUGCAGCAUCUAAAAAUGGAGAACUACCUAAAUUCAUGGCGAUGAUUCACAAUGCCCGAUUUACUCCUAUUCCCGGACUUAUUGUUCAAAGUAUCAUUGCAUGGCUCAUGUUGAUCCCAGAAUCCAGUGGUUUUAGCACCCUAAUUGACUAUUUUACGUUUGCUUCAUGGGUUUUUUAUGGUGCAACGAUUUCUGGCUUGCUCUACAUGAGAUUCUCCAAACCAAAUGCAGAACGACCCUUCAGAGUAUUCUUCAUUUUUCCUGUAAUAAUCAUUAUUGCAGCCCUUUAUUUGAUCAUUGCUCCAUUCUCUCAAAAUCCUCUUCCCUCCUUCUUUUGUCUCCUUUUCAUAUUUGCUGGAGUUCCUGUUUAUUUCAUCUUUGUUUAUUACAAACUAAGUCCUCAAUGGUUGGACAGAGGGAUUGAAUGGUUCACAUUUUGGGUGCAGAAAUUUGGUGAUAUAUCAUAUCCAGAACAUGCUGAAGAUAUUGUCGUUGGUUGACUGAAUCAACAUACUUUAGUUUAUUGUAGUUAUAGACUAGCUUUAACCUCCUUAAAAAGUAGGUCUGUGGUAGUCAACAAUAGCAUGUAAUAUGUAUUAUUGCAUAUAGUAUUUAGAUAUUUCAGUUUAUUUAGAAAUGUGUCCCAUCCACGCUAACGCAAGUAAAGUUGUAAAUAUUUUUUGUGUCUCCUAUGGCAAGUCAAAAACUUGUUAGCAUAUUAUUAAUUAUUCAUUCUAAUAAUAACAAUAAUAAAGGGCAUUGAAAUUUGAAAGCAAUAACUGUUAUUACAU
Molecule: messenger RNA, 2328 nt
Organism: Dendronephthya gigantea
Lineage: Eukaryota; Metazoa; Cnidaria; Anthozoa; Malacalcyonacea; Nephtheidae
Product: b(0,+)-type amino acid transporter 1-like
Exons: 9
Coding region: 505-2037 (510 amino acids)
Biological process (GO): amino acid transmembrane transport
Cellular component (GO): membrane
Molecular function (GO): L-amino acid transmembrane transporter activity
Source: RefSeq, a predicted model, not a curated record